UAUUUUCAUUAGUUUUAUAAUCAAUGUCAAAUUAAUUUUGUCCAAAAGUUUUGUAAAGGUACUAGAUGAAAGUAUUCAUGGAUUGAUGCUUCUUCAAUUGAUACCAGGAACAAUAUCUUUUUGUACAAAUGGCUACGGACUUAUGAAAAGUUAUACUAAUGGCGAUAUUUCGUCAAUGAUUUAUCACAUCAUUUACAUAUUGGCAAUAAUGCCUAUUUUUUUGACUCUGUGCUCGGUGUCCGAUGAUUUAUUACAAAAGAACGAAAAUAUUAAACACAUGUUAUAUAAUCUGGAAUGGUACAAUUAUAAUAGUAGGACAAAAAAAUUUUGGAUAAUGAUGAUUAAUCAUGCGAACAAAUCAAUUAAAAUCACUGGAGGAGGGUUUUUUGUCAUUUCACUUAAAUGUUAUAAGAAUUGGUUCAUAAAUGGUGUGGAGUAUUUAUCUGUCCUAGCAGCAAUAAUGACAAGGAGUUGAGCAGAUCUUGAUAAUAUUGGCACAAAUAUAAAAACACAGAAAUUUAAAUUAUUAAAAAAAAAUUAUGGUUUCAA
Molecule: messenger RNA, 549 nt
Organism: Cotesia glomerata
Lineage: Eukaryota; Metazoa; Arthropoda; Insecta; Hymenoptera; Braconidae
Product: odorant receptor coreceptor-like
Exons: 4
Coding region: 86-475 (129 amino acids)
Biological process (GO): sensory perception of smell; detection of chemical stimulus involved in sensory perception of smell
Cellular component (GO): plasma membrane
Molecular function (GO): odorant binding; olfactory receptor activity
Source: RefSeq, a predicted model, not a curated record